Molecule: messenger RNA, 2732 nt
Organism: Chiloscyllium plagiosum (whitespotted bambooshark)
Lineage: Eukaryota; Metazoa; Chordata; Chondrichthyes; Orectolobiformes; Hemiscylliidae
Source: RefSeq, a predicted model, not a curated record
ACUGUUACUGGCAGGUUUCUCCGAUUUUGUGGUCAACUGAAAAGGAGUUACCAAGUCCCUCAUUUGUGUACCGCGGUCUGUGCAGCGACUGCUCGUGACAUCACGAGGGCGUGGUGGUUCCUAGGAGACCAGAAUGUUACAUAGUCCCCGAUUAUUUACUUCAGGCUCAGUCGCGGCGCUGGCCUUGGCUCCACUAAGCCAUAGGCUCGCGAAGAGCUGCUGACCCAGCUGUAAACUGUUCGCUUGCAACGCUGUCCGCCUCCCGCCUCUGCCAAUCUCGGUCGCUGGCUACAGCUCCCUGCACGGAGUGGAAGGAGAUGGCUCAACAUCGUAACUGAGCUCAUGGCCCUUUUUUGCCUUUCUAAGAAGCCAGUUCAUUCUACACAAUGGGAGCAUCCAGAUCCAAAUCAGCUUACACACGUGUGUUUUAAGAAAAAAUCCUAUCAUUUGACAGUUCGUCCCCACUUGAUUUUAAAGUCAAGUUGACCUUCCUACAUUUCAUGGAUCUGAAAGCCAGGAAAAUGAAUUAUCUGAGGGCAAACAAAGGCGCAAGCAUAGUUUGAAAGAGAAGCCUGAGCCUUUAUUUGAAAAAGAAGUUUGUUUGGCUUCUGAGAUGCAAGAUAAUGAGAUGCGUGAGAUUGAAAUCAACAACCACAAGCUACUUCUUAUCAAAGCUAAUGGAGAAUUUAGUACCAUAGGGCAUUUGUGCACUCAUUAUGGAAGUCAGCUGGUCAAUGGAGUUCUCUCACAUGGAAGGGUUCGUUGUCCAAGGCAUGGUGCUUGUUUUAAUAUAAAAACAGGUGAUAUUGAAGAGUUCCCCUGUAUGGAUGGACUACAAAGUUAUAAGACUGAAGUCCAGGAUGGCAAGGUUAUUGUAUUCACAACUACCUCAGCCUUGAACACAAACAAAAGGACCCAAAACAUGGUCACUCGGUCACUAGUGAAUAAAAAUCUCAUUCUUCUUAUAGGUGGAGGUCCAGCUUCGUUAAUCUGUGCAGAAACUCUUCGCCAGGAAGGUUACACAGGACGUAUCAUAAUAGCAACCAAAGAAAUGCACUUGCCUUAUGAUCGUCCGAAACUCAGUAAGACUUUAGACAUCAACAUUGAACAUAUCUUGUUACGGAAGCCAGAGUUCUACUCAACGAACGGCAUUGAAGUGUUGAUCAACAAGGAGGCCACAUCAGUGAACACAAAAAAAAGGAAAGUCAGUUUCAAAGAUGGAACUAGCCAGCGAUAUGACAACUUGUUGCUUGCAACAGGCAGCAUACCUAGAAUGCUCAGUUGUCUAGGAGCGGAUCUAGAAAACAUUUGUCUCUUGCGCAGCUUUGACGAUGCGAUCAGAAUCAAUAAACUUGCAACAGCAAAGGAUAUUGUUAUCGUGGGAUCCUCAUUCAUUGGAAUGGAGAUAGCUGCCUAUCUGGUUGAGAAAGCCAGUUCUGUCUCAGUGGUUGGAAAUUCUGAGGUCCCAUAUCAACACAUACUGGGGACAGAAGUCGGCAAAGCUAUAAUGAAGGCAUUUGAACUGGAAGAUGUGAAGUUUUAUAUGUCAGAUCAUGUGAUUGAGCUAAGGGGAGAGGAUGGAUUGGUGAAAGACGUUGUGCUGGCCAGUGGAAAGGUUCUUCCAGCAGAUCUCUGUGUGGUGGGAAUUGGAGUGAGACCUGCGACCCAUUACCUUCAUGGAAGUCAGAUCAAGACAGAUCCAAAGGGAACAGUUAUUGUUGAUGAGUACAUGCAAACCAAUGUUGAAAGAAUAUAUGCAGCUGGAGAUAUUACUUCAUUUCCUCUACCACUGUGCAGUAACGAGAAUGUUAACAUUAGUCACUGGCAAAUAGCUCAUAAACAAGGUUACAUUGCUGCACUCAACAUGCAAAAUAAAAAGAUUGCUAUUGAUACUGUACCAUUCUUCUGGACAUUUUUCUUUGGGAAGAGCCUUCGAUACGCAGGUUAUGGUGCAGAUUUUGAAGAAGUUAUAAUUCAAGGCAACAUGGAUGAGCUGAAAUUUGUGGCAUUUUAUAUCAAAGAGGAUAAGGUUGUUGCAGUUGCCAGUUUGAACUAUGAUCCUGUGGUAGCCCAGGUGGCUGAAGUUCUGGCCUCAGGAAAGACCAUAUCAAAACUUGAAGCUCAGGAUAAGCAAAUGCCAUGGCUUCAGUACAUCUGAUUCAAACAUCUAUGCUUCAAGUGAACCUCUCUUAGAAUCCUGGUAUAAAGGAAGUUUUGUAACAGUUGAUUGACUUUCCUGAUAUAUUUUAUUAAAUUUAUAUUUUGAAACAUUGUAUAUUCCUCUGGAGAAUGCAAAAAAAUAAUUUGAAAUAGCGAACAUUGUCUGUAGUUUAAUUUUUACUCUGUUGGAUAAACUGAAAUGUAUAGAAUUAGUGUAAAAAUGCAAUAGCAUUUUCAUUGAUAACUACUUGUUCUGAUUCUACUUUUAUUUCCAUAAUUGACACCUGGUCAAAGAAUGACUAGUAGGAAUUUGAAUGCAUAACUAAUCCUCUGGGAAGCUAUAUGCAACUAGUGAUAAACUCAUUACAUUAGAUAUGCCAUUGAACAGAGAAGGACCAGUGAGAAGGGUAUUUGUUUUGCUUUAAUGUGGAAAAAGAUGCACAUCAACAUGCAGCUAAUGUCUGUCAUAAAACAUUGAUUCUUAAGAAUUGAUUGUUGUGGAAUCAUUGAGAUGUACAGCACGGGAAUAGACCCACCGGUCCAACUCAUCCAUGCUGGCCAGAUAUCCUAAA